AUGGCAAAUACAAGACGUAUUCUUGUAGUCGCAGGGUCUGAUAGUUCUGGUGGCGCAGGCCUCGAGGCCGACCAGAAGGUUAUCGCCGCUCAUGGUUGUUAUGCGAUGACUGCAACGACUGCUUUGACCGCGCAAAAUACACAGGGUGUUACUGGUAUUCACGAAACACCAUCAGACUUUGUGAAGAAAUGUAUCGACGCCUGCGCCGAGGAUGUUGGUAUUGAUGUAGUCAAAACUGGCAUGUUGGCUUCUGCUGGCACUAUUAAGGUUGUUGCAGACGCAUUGAGAAAAUAUAAACCCGCAUGCAGCAUUGUUGAUCCGGUGAUGGUCGCAACGAGUGGAGCAAGACUGCUCAAAGAGGAGGCCAUUAAGACACUCUGCACAGAGCUCUUGCCUGUCGUAGGUCUCAUCACACCCAACAUCCCUGAAGCACUCUUGCUACUGGAAGAAUCGGGUAACAAAAUCGACGACAUCAAGGAUUUGGAUGGCAUGAAGCAGCUGGCUAAGGCAGUCGCCGAGUUGGGCCCCAAGAGCGUGUUGAUAAAAGGCGGACAUAUUCCGUUGAAGAAGAACUAUGAGGUUGCUACCACUGAUGCAGAGAAAGAAGUCCUGGUCAACGUACUCUACACGGACGGUGACUUUUGUGUCUUCGAGUCGAAAUACCAGAUCGCGAGGAACACUCACGGCACGGGAUGCUCGCUUGCUUCUGCAAUCGCUUGCAAUGUCGCCAAUGGUCUCAGUAUGGAACGAGCAGUACGUGCAGCUGGUCGCUAUGUUGAAGCUGGAAUCAAGACCAGCGUCGAUCUUGGUAAAGGCUCUGGUCCGAUCAACCAUUUCCACUCCCUCAAUAUCAUGCCCUUCCCACCUGGCGGCUUUGUGGACUGGUUGCUAGAGCGUGAGGAUGUGCAACAAGUCUGGAAGGAAUUCACACAGCACGAGUUUGUUGAGAAGAUGGGUGACGGCACUCUGCCUGUCGAGAGAUUCAAAUUCUACAUGGUCCAAGAUUAUCUCUACUUGACCCAUUUUGCCAGAGCCAACGCACUUGCCGGCUACAAGGCUAAAACUCUUGAAGGCGUAGCAGCAUCCGCCGGUAUCGUCACGCACAUUCAUACCGAGACCAAGCUGCAUGUCUCCGAGUGUCUAGAACUAGGUGUCACAAUGGAUGAACUUCGCAACUCAGAAGAGCACCAAGCCUGCACAGCAUACAGCCGCUACAUCCUCGACAUCGGCGCAUCAGAAGACUGGCUCGCCCUCCAAAUAGCAAUGUUCCCCUGCCUUCUCGGCUACCACCACAUUGCUCAGCGUCUCUCCGCUCUGCAAGACCCUGCUGCUCCCAAGGAUGCCAAUCGUUACCGCCAAUGGAUAGACAAUUACAUUGCUGACGACUACACCCAAGCUGUUGGGAAGGGAAUGGGUAAGCAAUUGGUCGAGGGACACAUUUCCAAGCAAUCUCCCUCCAGGAUCGAGGAGUUGGUAAAAAUCUUCAUUCAUGCAACCAAGGCAAGUAAACCACUCAUCUCGAUGUCCAUGGAGUGUGGAUUCUGGGCUAUGGGAAUGGGUGCAUAA
Messenger RNA from Aureobasidium namibiae CBS 147.97, 1566 nucleotides. RefSeq lists its product as uncharacterized. Gene Ontology annotation, biological process: thiamine biosynthetic process. Gene Ontology annotation, cellular component: cytosol. The transcript is spliced from 11 exons. NCBI's taxonomy places the organism in Eukaryota, Fungi, Ascomycota, Dothideomycetes, Dothideales, Saccotheciaceae. The record is from RefSeq and is a predicted model, not a curated record. Gene Ontology annotation, molecular function: hydroxymethylpyrimidine kinase activity; phosphomethylpyrimidine kinase activity. The coding region runs from base 1 to 1566 and encodes 521 amino acids.